This is a messenger RNA of Perkinsus marinus ATCC 50983, 1527 nucleotides long. RefSeq names its product aldehyde-dehydrogenase, putative. Gene Ontology annotation, molecular function: lactaldehyde dehydrogenase (NAD+) activity. The coding region runs from base 1 to 1527 and encodes 508 amino acids. NCBI's taxonomy places the organism in Eukaryota, Perkinsozoa, Perkinsida, Perkinsidae. The record is from RefSeq and is a predicted model, not a curated record. The transcript is spliced from 9 exons.
AUGCAGAGGGUUGUACCAGCUCUGGGUGGUCGGAAGGCUCUAUGGUCGGCCGUUCGUAUGUUCUCUUCGCGGAAGAUAGUUCCAGCAUGGCCCUACUAUCUCGCUGGGGAAGCAGUAUACUCUAAUACCGAUCUUGAGGUUACCGAUAAGUACAGCGGCGCAGUGGUGUGUCGCGUGGCGUUGGCCAAGCCUCCGGAAGUAGAACGAGCUAUAGCUGCGGCUCAUGGAGCUGAGAAGACGAUGGCUGCGCUCCCGGCAUUUCAGCGAAAAAGAAUCCUCCAGCAUUGCGUGGAAAGGUUCCGAGACAGAGCUGAGGAGCUGGCCUAUUGUCUGUGUGUGGAGGCUGGUAAACCUAUUGUGGAUUCUCGCGUGGAGGUCUUGCGUCUCAUCGACACCUUCGCCAUUGCCGCUGAGGAGGCGACUCGCAUUAACGGCGAGUGGAGUAGCAUGGAGAUUUCCGAGAGAUAUCGAGGCCUCCAGCAAAUCUAUAAGCGAGUCCCCAAAGGCGCCGUGUCCAUGAUUGCUCCCUUCAAUUUCCCUCUCAACCUCGCCGCUCAUAAAAUAGCUCCUGCGAUUGCUGUUGGGUGUCCAUUUGUACUGAAGCCGGCCAGUGCCACUCCGUUGGGCUCAUUGAUAAUAGGCGAGGUUCUUGCUGAGUGCUCGGACCUUCCCAAAGAGGCCUUCUCUAUAAUACCCUGCUCGAGGCAAGAUGGAGACCCUCUUACGACUGACGACCGAUUCAAGUUGCUCUCGUUUACUGGCAGUCCGAGUGUUGGAUGGGAUAUGAAGUCGAGGGCUGGCAAGAAAGGGGUAGUGCUCGAGCUUGGCGGUAAUGCUGCUGGUAUAGUAGACUGUAUACCAUACGAAGGGCUAGAGUACCUCAUGGAUCGCAUAGCCUUUGGGGCCUUCUAUCAAAGUGGACAGAGUUGCAUAUCUACACAGAGGCUCUAUGUUCGAAAGGACAUAUACGAUAAGGUAGUGAAUGCUCUAGUCGCAAAGGUGAAGUCCUUGCGUAUGGGUGAUCCGAAGGACGAGAACACGUUCAUAGGCCCUAUGAUAGCAGAGAGAGAGGCUAGCAGGCUAGAGAGUGCUGUUGAGGGCGCGAUAAGGGCGGGCUCCACUCUUUUGUGCGGCGGAGGCCGAAAUGGAUCUAUGUUCGAGCCUACACUGCUGGCCGACGUGCCUAUCGAGAGUGACGCUUGGCGGGAGGAGGCAUUCGGGCCACUCUUGUGUGUUGCCAGCUUUGAUAAUUUUGAGGAGGUUGUGGAGAGAGCCAAUGAUUCCAAGUAUGGCAUCCACGUUGGCCUCUUCACCAACGAUUUGAAUAGAGCUUUCUACGCCUGGAACAACGUGGAGGCGGGCGGGUUGGUUGUGAACGACGUCCCGAGUAUCAGGGUGGAUUCAAUGCCGUAUGGCGGGGUUAAGGACUCCGGCACUGGUCGUGAAGGUGUUAAGUAUGCUAUGGAGGACAUGAGCGAGAUCCGCACUAUGCUCAUCAAGAACGUCGGCUUAGCCGAUAGGCUUUAA